UGAUGGAAAACUGGUGGUGAAGUAAAAACUUAACAUCUUGUGGUGGUAUUCUUGCAUGGUUCUUUGCAUGGUACAGGCCUUCAAGGAUUCCUCAGUGUGUUAGGGUAGGACUGCACUAAUGCAUCCUAACAACUACUGCAUAAACAGUAAACAGCCUUGAUGUUUAUGCCAGUUUCAUCCCAGUACUUGGAUCCUCUUCCCCUUUCUAGGUGAGACAAUUGUCUUGCAUUUACCCCUCACUUUUGAAAUAAAGGAAUUUAGGUCAUUUGGAGACUUAAGGCUAUUCCAGAUUGCUCAGUGAAACAGUUGCCCAAAAUAAAGGUAUCUGGGAAAGAAGAGACUAAGUAUGGGGAGGAAGAUGCUACAGUUAUCAAAGCCCUUCAGGGAGACCAAAAGCUGCUGCUGUCAAAUAUAAUAAAUUCUUCUUCAGAGGAGGUGGCUUUUAAAGUGAAAAGGAUAGUCCUAUUCUAGGCUUAUUACAAGUUUAAUUUCCUAGAGAAAAAAAUAUAAAGCAGUUGCUAUUACCUUACAACAUGCUUGUCUAGGGAAGAUGCUCGUUGUUAAGGAUUUUUGCAUCAUGUGAGAAGAAGAGAGAGGACAGCAGUAAGGGGAAGUGAGGGAAGAGUGUUUUUUGAGCUGUCACUUCAACCCGAGGCACCCUCCUCCCCUUCCCCCUGUGUACCUCAAUUUCAAUCUUAAUAUUCCUAUUGCAAUUGCAGAAAGUGUGUGCUGUCCUGUAGGGAAGUAGGAGAAGGUUAAAGGUUUUUGCGGUUAGAUCCGGUGGAGCUACAGGAGUUGUUGUUAAAGGUUUGGAGGAUAGAAAUCCUAUUUCUUUCAGGAUGGAAGACAAAGGAGAAGUGAAGUGCAUCAAAUUUUCCUUGGGGAACAAGAUACUGGCUGUGCAGAGAACUUUGAAGAGUGUGGAUUUUUUGAAUUUUAUUCCAGAUAGCCCUCAGCUAGAGUAUACACAGGAAUGUAAGACAAAGAACGCCAAUAUUCUAGGAUUCUGCUGGACAAGCUCAACAGAAAUUGUCUUCAUCACAGACCAAGGAAUUGAAUUCUACCAGGUAUUACCAGAGAAACGAAGUUUAAAACUUCUGAAGAAUCAGAGUAUUAAUGUCAACUGGUACAUGUAUUGUCCAGAGAGCUCUGUUAUUCUUCUUUCAACCACUGUCCUUGGCAACGUCCUGCAGCCAUUCUAUUUCAAGAGUGGAACGAUGUCAAAACUAUCGAAAUUUGAAAUUGAGUUACCUGCAGCACCCAAGUCAUCCAAGCUCAGCCUUUCUGAAAGAGAUAUUGCUAUGGCUACAAUAUAUGGACAGCUUUAUGUUCUCUAUUUGAGGCAUCACUCAAGGACUUCCAAUAGUACAGGAGCAGAAGUAGUCCUCUAUCACUUACCCAGAGAGGGCUCCUGUAAGAAGACACACGUUUUAAAGCUGAACAGAACUGGGAAGUUUGCGCUGAAUGUUGUGGAUAACUUGGUGGUAGUCCAUCAUCAGGAUACUGAGACUUCAGUUAUAUUUGACAUCAAGCUAAAAGGAGAAUUUGAUGGGUCUACUACCAUCCAUCAAUUUGUACUUCCACCUCGAUCAAUACAACCCUACCAAAUACCUGUAGCAGGUCCAGCCUCUGUGACUAGUCAGUCUCCUGUUCCAUGUAAACUCUAUUCUUCUUCUUGGAUUGUCUUUCAACCUGAUAUUAUCAUCAGUGCAAGUGAAGGUUACCUCUGGAGUCUUCAGGUGAAACUUGAACCUGUAGUUAACCUCUUGCUAGAUAAAGGAAAACUAAUGGAUUUCCUUCUCCAAAGGAAAGAAUGCAAAAUGGUUAUCCUAUCUGUAUGCUCUCAAAUGCUCAGUGAGCCAGAAAGGGGAUCACUGUCUGUGAUUGCAACUGUUUUUGACAAACUGAAUCAUGAAUAUAAGAAGUACUUGGAAGCUGAGCAAAGCUAUACUAUGGUGGUGGAAGCAGGCCUGAGUAGAAGUAAUCCACUCCUGAAACGUCCAGUUCGCACUCAAGCAGUUAUUGACCAGUCUGACAUGUACACACACGUUUUAUCUGUAUUUACAGAGAAGAAGGAAGCACCUCAUAAGUUCACUAUAGCAGUCCUGAUGGAAUACAUUCGCUCUCUUAACCAGUUCCAGAUUGCAGUUCAGCACUACUUAUAUGAGCUGGUCAUCAAAACCCUUGUUCAACACAACUUGUUCUACAUGCUCCAUCAGUUUCUGCAGUACCAUGUGCUCAGUGACUCAAAGCCUUUGGCUUGUCUGUUACUGUCCCUGGAAAGCAUUUACCCUCCUGCACACCAGCUCUCUCUGGACAUGUUAAAAAGACUUUCCACAGCAAAUGAUGAAAUAGUGGAAGUUCUGUUGUCCAAACACCAAGUUUUGGCUGCCUUGAGAUUCAUCAGGGGCAUUGGAGGACACGACAGCAUUUCAGCCCGCAAAUUCCUUGAUGCAGCAAAACAAGCAGAAGAUGACAUGCUUUUCUACACUAUAUUCAGAUUCUUUGAACAAAGAAAUCAGCGGUUACGAGGAAACCCUAGUUUUACACCAGGUGAGCACUGUGAAGAACAUGUCACCUUCUUCAAACAAGUUUUUGGAGAACAAGCUCUCAUGAAGCCCACAACACUCUGAAAGACUCUUCCACUGAAAUGUAUAAACUUAAUUUAUUGCAUUUAAGUAGAUUUUUGAACUACAAAAUUGCUAUUUUAUAAUAAAGUAUAUACAAGACAUUUUGGCAAAUAGUA
Strigops habroptila (Kakapo) is the source of this 2746-nucleotide messenger RNA. It is a transcript of the gene RMC1, whose product is annotated as regulator of MON1-CCZ1. The transcript is spliced from 20 exons. Gene Ontology annotation, cellular component: Mon1-Ccz1 complex; late endosome membrane; lysosomal membrane. The record is from RefSeq and is a predicted model, not a curated record. NCBI's taxonomy places the organism in Eukaryota, Metazoa, Chordata, Aves, Psittaciformes, Psittacidae. Gene Ontology annotation, molecular function: protein binding. The coding region runs from base 840 to 2633 and encodes 597 amino acids. Gene Ontology annotation, biological process: regulation of autophagy.